This is a messenger RNA of Lotus japonicus, 4750 nucleotides long. RefSeq names its product ABC transporter G family member 39-like. Gene Ontology annotation, cellular component: membrane. The transcript is spliced from 20 exons. Gene Ontology annotation, molecular function: ABC-type transporter activity; ATP hydrolysis activity; ATP binding. The record is from RefSeq and is a predicted model, not a curated record. NCBI's taxonomy places the organism in Eukaryota, Viridiplantae, Streptophyta, Magnoliopsida, Fabales, Fabaceae. Bases 251 to 4627 code for a protein of 1458 amino acids.
UAAGCUAGCAUUGUUUAAUAUCUUUUCAAGUUCCUUGAGUCAUUUUGACUUUUCAAUGCUCACAUAAACACACUCUUUCACUAACGAAGGGAACAAAAGGAAUACCAUAUUGGGUUCUAAAUUGCUCUCUGCAACGUAACGAGUUUUGAACUUUCCAUAACAGCGUUGCAAUGACAAUUGCGGCCAUUUCAACAAGUAUUUGUCUGCAACUCCGCAGCUAAUUUACCGCAACUGCAACUGUUGCCGCAAUAUGGAAGCAGAAGUGAGUGGAGAAAAUAUUGUGAGUGAGGCAAUGAAGAGUUCUGAUGGUGAUGUGUUUCAAAGAAGUAGAAGAGAAAUAGAUGAAGAGGAGGAGCUGAAGUGGGAGGCUUUGGGGAGGCUUCCAACGUAUGAUAGGAUGAGAAAAGGGAUUCUGAAGCAAGUUCUAGACGAUGGAAGAGUCACUUAUGAACAAAUUGACAUCACCAAGCUCGGAGUGCAGGAAAAGAAGCAUCUCCUUGAAAGUAUACUAAAGACUGCAGAAGAAGAUAAUGAGAGUUUUCUCCAUAGGAUGAGGAACAGAAUUGAUAGAGUUGGAAUUGAGAUUCCCAAGAUUGAAGUCAGGUUUCAGUAUUUAUCAGUUGAAGGAGAUGCAUAUGUUGGAACCAGAGCCUUACCCACACUACUCAAUUCUACCCUCAAUGUAAUAGAGGGACUUCUGGGUUAUAUCAAGCUUUUGCCAGUUAAGAAAAGGGCUGUCAAGAUUCUCAAAGAUGUCAGUGGAAUUGUGAAACCAUCAAGAAUGACUUUGCUUUUGGGACCUCCAGGGUCUGGAAAAACUACACUCCUCCAGGCCCUAGCUGGAAAAAUGGACAAAGAUAUAAGGGUAUCAGGAAGAGUCACUUACUGUGGUCACGAACUGUCAGAAUUUGUUCCUCAAAGAACAUGUGCUUACAUUAGCCAGCAUGAUCUUCACCAAGGAGAGAUGACUGUGAGAGAGACCCUGGAUUUCUCUGGACGCUGUUUGGGAGUUGGAAUAAGGUAUGAGACGCUGGUUGAACUGUCAAGAAGAGAACUAGCAGCAGGUAUCAAACCGGAUCCUGAGAUUGAUGCUUUCAUGAAAGCCACAUCAAUGGAAGGCCAAGAAACAAGUCUUGGUACAGAUUAUAUUCUCAAGAUUCUUGGACUGGAAAUUUGUGCUGAUAUUUCGGUGGGAGAUGAGAUGAGAAGGGGCAUAUCUGGUGGACAAAGGAAGCGUUUAACUACUGGUGAGAUGCUGGUAGGACCUGCAAAGGCAUUCUUCAUGGAUGACAUUUCAACUGGUUUGGAUAGUUCCACAACCUUCCAAAUUAUCAGGUUUAUGAGGCAGAUGGUUCAUAUCAUGGAUGUUACUAUGAUGAUCUCUCUUCUCCAACCUGCACCAGAAACAUAUAACCUUUUUGAUGACAUAAUACUACUUUCAGAAGGAAAGAUUGUCUAUCAAGGUCCCCGUGAGAAUGUUCUAGACUUUUUUGAAAAUGUCGGCUUCAAAUGCCCAGAAAGAAAAGGAGUUGCAGACUUUUUACAAGAGGUAACUUCCAGAAAAGACCAAGAACAGUACUGGUUCAGAAGGGACAUACCUUACUGCUAUAUCAGCGUGCCGGAGUUUGUAGUUCGCUUCAACGAUUACAGCAUCGGUCAACAGCUUUAUAAAGAGAUUCAAGUUCCAUUUGAUCCAAACAAAACCCAUCCUGCUGCAUUAGUAAAGGAAAUGUAUGGAAUCUCCAAAUGGGAACUUUUCAUGGCUUGUUUUUCAAGAGAGUGGCUAUGGAUGAAGCGCAACUAUUUUGUAUAUAUAUUCAAGAUUUUUCAGAUUACAUUCAUAUCUAUGAUUACCAUGACAGUGUUUUUCAGAACAGAAAUGAAGCAAGGUAAACUUGAGGAUGGAGGAAAAUAUUACGGUGCACUAUUUUUCAGUCUCAUCAAUGUAAUGUUUAAUGGAGUGGCAGAGCUUGCAAUGACUAUCAAUAGAAUUCCAGUUUUCUUCAAGCAGAGAGAUUUCCUGUUUUAUCCAGCAUGGGCUUUUGCAUUGCCAAUCUGGGUCCUCAGAGUUCCUCUCUCUCUGUUGGAGUCAGGAUUGUGGGUAAUCCUCACUUAUUAUACAAUCGGCUUUGCUCCCGCAGCUAGUAGGUUCUUUCGUCAAUUAUUGGCAUUCUUCUGUGUGAAUCAAAUGGCUCUAUCCCUUUUCCGCUUCAUUGCUGCAGUUGGAAGAACAAAAGUUGUGGCAAGCACACUUGCUUCCUUCACAAUCUUAGUUGUUUUCGUCCUAAGUGGAUUUACUAUUUCAAGAGAUGAUAUCGAGCCAUGGAUGACAUGGUGCUAUUAUGCUUCACCUAUGAUGUAUGGACAGACUGCAAUAGCCAUCAAUGAAUUCCUAGACGAAAGAUGGAGUGCUCCUAAUAAUGACCCAAGAAUUCAAGAGCCCACAGUUGGGAAGGCUUUUCUUAAAGCCAGAGGCAUAUUUACAGAAGACUAUUGGUAUUGGAUAUCGGUCGGUGCCCUUAUAGGAUUUUCUCUGUUUUUCAACAUUUGUUUCAUUCUCGCUCUAACUUAUUUGAAUCCAUUUGGAAGCUCUAUGUCUAUUAUAGUGGAAGAGGAAGACAACAGGGAAAGCAUACCUGAAUCCUUCUCAGUGGAGAAAUUAUCAACAGUAGUAACAGAUAAGAAUACAGCUUCAAAUGCUGAAGGGUUUGAAGGUAUUGAUAUGGAAGAAAAAAAUAUCACACAUAGCUCAAUUCCAAAAGCUGCAGAGAAUGCAAAAUCCAAGAAGGGAAUGGUGUUGCCCUUUCAGCCUCUGUCACUUGCUUUUGAAAAUGUGAAUUAUUACAUCGAGAUGCCAAAUGAAAUGAAGAAACAAGGUUUUCAAGAGAAUAGACUCCAACUUCUAAGAGAUAUAAAUGGUGCUUUCAGGCCUCGGAUUUUAACAGCAUUAGUUGGUGUAAGUGGUGCUGGAAAAACCACCUUGAUGGAUGUGCUUGCAGGAAGGAAAACCGGUGGUUAUAUUGAGGGAAGCAUCAACAUAUCUGGCUAUCCGAAGAACCAAGCAACUUUUGCGCGGAUAAGUGGUUAUUGUGAGCAAAAUGAUAUCCAUUCCCCAAAUGUCACAGUCUAUGAAUCUCUUCUGUUUUCUGCUUGGUUGCGUCUCAGUAACGAGGUUGAUCAAGAAACACGAAAGAUGUUUAUUGAGGAAGUUAUUGAGCUGGUCGAGCUACAUCCAGUGAGGAAUUUUAUAGUAGGCCUUCCUGGAAUAAAUGGCUUAUCAACUGAGCAGAGAAAGAGGCUUACUAUAGCUGUGGAAUUGGUUGCAAAUCCUUCCAUUAUAUUUAUGGAUGAGCCAACAACUGGUCUGGAUGCUAGAGCUGCAGCAGUUGUUAUGCGUACUGUUAGAAAUACAGUAGAUACAGGGCGAACUGUUGUCUGCACAAUUCAUCAACCAAGCAUCGAUAUAUUUGAAGUCUUUGAUGAGCUUCUGUUGAUGAGGAAAGGUGGACAAGUGAUAUACGGUGGUCCCCUUGGUCCAAAUUCUCAGAAACUCAUAGAGUACUUUGAGGCUAUCACAGGAAUUCCAAAAAUUAAAGAUGGAUAUAAUCCAGCCACAUGGAUGCUGGAGAUCACUUCUCCAGUAGUUGAAUCUCAGCUUUGUAUAGACUUUGUAGAAUUAUACACUAAGUCAGAUCUUUACCAAACGAACCAGGAAGUUAUUAAGGAACUAUGCACACCAGCACCUGGAAAAGAGGACCUUUACUUUCCGUCUAAAUACUCCCAAUCCUUUGUUACUCAAUGCAAAGCUUGCUUCUGGAAACAGAACUGCUCCUACUGGAGGAAUCCACACUACAACGCUGUCAGAUUCUUCAUCACAAUAGUUAUUGGUGUCAUUUUUGGACUUAUUUAUUGGAACAAAGGAGAUAAGACGGAAAAGGAACAAGACCUGUUGAAUCUCCUUGGAGCUAUGUAUUUAUCUGUUAUUUUCCUUGGAGCGUCCAACACCAGCAGUGUGCAACCUGUUGUUGCAAUAGAAAGAACAGUCCUCUACCGCGAAAGAGCUGCUGGAAUGUACUCAGAACUGCCGUAUGCAAUUGGUCAGGUAGGAAUUGAAAUCAUUUAUGUUGCAAUCCAAAGCCUAGCAUAUUCCACUAUCCUCUACUGGAUGAUUGGGCUCCAACCCCAAGCUGAAAAAUUCUUGUGGUUCUACUACUUCAUAUUCAUGUCGUUCUUGUACUUCACGUUGUACGGAAUGAUGACUGUGGCCCUCACGCCAAACCACCAAAUUGCUGCAAUCAUUAUGUCUUUCUUCAUCAAUUUCUGGAACCUCUUCUCUGGAUUUCUUAUCCCAAGAACGCAAAUUCCAAUAUGGUGGAGGUGGUAUUAUUGGGCAUCUCCAGUGGCUUGGACUAUUUAUGGAUUAGUGACAUCCCAAGUGGGUGACAAGAACAGUACAAUAGAGGUUCCUGGCUUCAGACCUAUGACAGUAAAAGAUUACCUUGAGAGGCAGUUUGGGUUUCAACAUGACUUCCUUGGUGUUGUUGCUCUGACUCACAUUGCUUUUAGCCUCCUCUUCCUCUUUGUAUUUGCCUAUGGCAUCAAGUUCCUCAAUUUCCAGAAAAGAUAAUGCCUUUUUUUUUUCUGAUAAUGAAACAUCAAAGGAAUGAAUAUCAAGACUCAGAAGAACUCAGCUGUUAAAGAGACAAAGGAAAAAAAAAAUCCUAAUAAAUGCACCUUCUUCAUUCUUCCA